This is a messenger RNA of Rhododendron vialii, 2547 nucleotides long. Its product is annotated as MDIS1-interacting receptor like kinase 2-like. Gene Ontology annotation, molecular function: protein kinase activity; protein binding; ATP binding. The transcript is spliced from 5 exons. Bases 1 to 2472 code for a protein of 823 amino acids. The record is from RefSeq and is a predicted model, not a curated record. Lineage: Eukaryota; Viridiplantae; Streptophyta; Magnoliopsida; Ericales; Ericaceae. Gene Ontology annotation, biological process: protein phosphorylation.
AUGGCUUUGAUACCAUAUAGAAAGGAACUGAGCAUAUAUAGUGGUCUGGGAUUGCACGAUGAUCCCAUUCUGUUACAACACCAGCUGCUUGAGCCGCGGUUAUUUCCUGACCGCGGGUCAAGUCAGGCUAAAACCGGCCUGCUUAGCCUCCGAAGGCUACUCUUCCAGGGUACCUUGCUCAGUGGUCCCCUCCUGGCGGACAUAGAUAACAGCAGAUUUUCUGGCCCAAUUCCUCAGUCUUUGGGUAAUUUGAGUAAGAUAACUUUCCUACAUCUUAACCUAAACGAAUUCUCUGGCCAGAUUCCUAAGAAUUUCGGCACCUUGACCAAGUUAACUGAUUUGAGCUUGUUUUCGAACUACUUAUCCGGUCCAGUACCGGAAGAAAUCGGAAAUCUUUCAUCAUUGGUUGUUUUUCAUCUAAUUGAUAACAACUUGAGUGGUCAAUUACCUCCACAAGUGUGUCGAGGCGGAAUGCUAGCGAAUUUCACCGCGGGGUACAAUAACUUCACCGGUCCGAUCCCGGUGAGCCUCAAAAACUGCACAUCCUUGUACAAAGUCCGGCUUGAUUAUAAUCAACUAACCGGAAAUCUUGAUCAAGAUUUCGGAGCGUACCCGAACCUGACGUAUAUCAACUUGAGCCACAACAAUUUACAAGGGAAAAUCUCACCCACAUGGGGAGAAUGCAGUAACUUGACACGGCUGAAUCUUGGUGGGAAUUCCAUUGGAGGUGAAAUCCCAAUGGAGAUCUCCCAAUUGAACCAGCUAGUAGUGCUUGACCUUUCUUCCAAUAAGAUAUCCGGGAGAAUUCCGGCUCAAGUUGGACGAUUGUCGAAACUAUUGACGUUAAACUUGAGUGACAACCAAAUUUCUGGUCAAAUACCAUUCGAAAUCGGGGGACUGUCCAAUUUGGCUUCUCUUGAUCUCUCCAUGAACAUGCUAAAUGGACCGAUUCCGGGUCAAAUUGGAGACAUCUCGAGAUUGCUGUUUCUAAGCCUGAGUAAAAAUCAAUUGAAUGGGAGCAUUCCCUAUCAGAUUGGUAAUCUUGGAACUUUACAAAUACUGCUUGAUCUUGGUUCCAACUCACUCACCGGAGCGAUUUCACCUCAACUCGGGACGCUGAUUAUCCUAGUAGCCUUAAACCUCUCCCACAACUCUCUCACCGGUUCUAUACCGGAUUCGUUUAGUGGAAUGCUCAGCUUGUCAACCAUCGAUUUGUCGUACAAUGAACUGGAGGGUCCUCUGCCUGACUCCAAGGUUUUCAAUUCGUCUCCGUCCGAAGCGUUUUCCCAUAACAAGAAUCUUUGUGGUGAUCCAAACCAAGGAUUGACACCAUGCAACAACUCAGUGUCUGGGGGCGGUAAGGAAAACGGAGGAAACUCGCGGUUGAUCAUUAUCGCAGUUUCUCCCUCGUUAGGCUCGUUGUUUCUCUUGCUUCUGCUUGUUGGGGCUAUCGCGCUUCACCGAAAAAGUAACCGCAAAAGCCAGAAAGAAGAUGUGGUGAAGGGAGAAAACAUCUUUUUGAUCAAGAAUUUCUGUGGAAGAAUUGCGUUUGAAGAUAUCGUCCGCGCUACAGACAAUUUCGACGAUGCAUACUGCAUUGGACAGGGAGGAUCGGCCAGAGUCUACAAAGUUAACUUACCAAGUGGGCAGGUAGUAGCAGUUAAAAAGCUAUUCACGAAUGAAGGCUCAGAGAUUGGGGAGAUCAAGAGUUUUGCGAAUGAGGUAGCCACGCUGACAGAAAUAAGGCACCGGAACAUCGUGAAACUCUACGGCUUUUGUUACCACAAAAAGCACACUUUUUUGGUUUGCGAGUACAUGGAGAGAGGAAGUUUGGCAGAUGUUUUGAGGAGAGAGAGAGACGCCAAGGAGUUAGACUGGAGUAAGAGAGUGAACGUAGUUAAAGGGGUGGUUCACGCUUUAUCUUACCUGCAUCACAACUGCGUGCCUCCCAUAAUUCAUCAGGACAUAUCGAGCAAGAAUGUUCUGUUAGACUCGGAAAUGGAGGCUCAUGUCUCCGAUUUUGGCACGGCAAGGUUUUUGAAGCCCGAUUCUUCAAAUUGGACCGCGGUUGCAGGCACGUUCGGAUACAUUGCUCCAGAAUUAUCGUACACAAUGGCAGUGACAGAGAAAUGCAACGUGUACAGCUUUGGUGUUUUGACACUUGAGAUUUUGAUGGGAUCGCUUCCGGGAGAACUCAAUUCAAACCUAUACUCAUCCGUUGACAACGAACGCAUACAAUUGGCAGAUGUCUUGGAUCCUCGUCUUCCGCCUCCUACUAGUCAGAAGCUACAAGAUGAAUUGGAUUCCAUUUUGAAUCUAGCAGUCUGGUGCUUGCACGUCGAUCCACAUUCUAGGCCUACCAUGUACGAUGCAUCUCAUUUGUUUGAGAUGAAUGCCAGAGCUGGCAGAGUGAGUCCAAAGUUGGUUAAAUCUGUUAGAAAGGGUGUUGAUGAGCUGCCCAUGCUCAGUUAGUAAGCUUGAUAUUUCUCUCUCUCGUUCUCUCUGUUAGGAUUCCACCCAAGUGGGGUGGUGUGCGCAAAGCACAUG